Molecule: messenger RNA, 1963 nt
Organism: Coccidioides immitis RS
Lineage: Eukaryota; Fungi; Ascomycota; Eurotiomycetes; Onygenales; Onygenaceae
Product: NADPH-dependent FMN/FAD containing oxidoreductase
Exons: 4
Coding region: 26-1963 (645 amino acids)
Cellular component (GO): cytosol
Molecular function (GO): FMN binding; flavin adenine dinucleotide binding; NADPH-hemoprotein reductase activity
Source: RefSeq, a predicted model, not a curated record
GGCCUUCACAGACGAAAUUGAUGAGAUGGCCAGCAGUAAAAAUAGCGUUCCAAGGACUGCUUUGGUUGUCUACGCCUCCGAAACGGGAAAUUCGCAAGAGAUAGCAGAAGAGCUGGGCCGCUUAACGGAGCGUCUGCAUUUUGAGACACAUGUGUCAGAACUGGAUGCAAUUGAAGCAGAAUCCCUGAAUGGGCACUCUUUGACUAUUUUUGCCGUCUCGACAACAGGACAAGGUGAUGUCCCCGCCAAUGGAAAGACGUUCUGGCGGUCUUUGCUGCUGAAAAGGCUCUUGCCAACGUACCUGCAGCAUGUCAAUUUUGCCCUCUUCGGGCUUGGAGACAGCUCCUACCCGAAGUUCAAUUGGGCGGCCAGAAAAAUGCAUAAGAGGCUCCUGCAGCUAGGGGCAAACGAGAUAUUUCCAAGCGGUGAAGCAGAUGAGCAGCAUCCCGAAGGCAUUGAUGGCACUUUUGUUCCUUGGGCCCAGAGCCUGAAAAAGUUUUUGUUGGAUAAAUUUCCUUUGAAGCCCGGACAGCAUCCUAUACCUGAUGAUGUUCGAUUACCGCCGAAAUGGGCUCUGGCUCCUUGGGGCCAAGGUACUGGCAAGGAACACCAAAUGACCAAUGGCAAUUCUUCUCAACCCGAGAAAAAUAACGGAACCGGAAAGGAACAGAUAGUCCAAUAUCCUGCUCUACAACCGCGGGAUCAUGAUACACGACCGAUUCCCAAUUCCAUCACUGCAACGUUAAUUGACAAUAUCCGGGUUACUCCAGAAAGCCACUGGCAAGAUGUUCGACAUUUGACCCUAACGGUCCCCGAGUCGAUGCAAUACAUUCCAGGCGACAUUCUCCACAUAACUCCCAAGAAUUUUGCUAAGGAUGUUAACACUCUCCUAUCCCUUAUGGGAUGGGAAGCCGACGCCGACAUUCCACUGUGUUUCACCCCGGCAAGCAAGUCCUCGCUUCCGUCAUCGUCUCCUCCUAUAUCGUUCUUGCAAAACUCACCUGGGUUUACACUUCGCGAGCUAUUGACAAACUAUUUAGAUAUCAUGGCAAUUCCACGUCGAUCAUUUUUCUCGCAGAUAUCCCAUUUCACAGACGAUACAAUGCAGAAAGAACGCCUUCUAGAAUUCACUAACCCGGAGUAUAUUGACGAAUAUUAUGAUUAUGCGACGCGGUCGAGACGGAGCAUUUUGGAAGUGCUGUAUGAAUUCGACACCGUCAAAGUACCUUGGCAGCAGGUAUGCAACGUUUUUCCCAUUCUACGCGGGCGCCAGUUCAGCAUUGCUAGCGGUGGUAGAUUAAAGAAAACAGUAGAGGGGAAAACAAAAUUCGAGCUAUUGGUGGCCAUAGUCAAGUACCAGACGGUUAUAAAAAAGAUCCGUGAGGGUGUAUGUACAAGAUAUCUUGCCGUACUUCAGCCAGGUAGCACCAUGAAGGUUCAGCUCCAUAGAGGUGGUCUAAGUCCAUCCGUGGAACAACUCCUAGAGCCUUCAGUGGUAAUAGGACCGGGAACGGGUGUGGCUCCUAUUCGAUCACUCCUUUGGGAAAAGGCUGCUCUCGUGGAGGCAUAUCGCAACAAGCACGGUCCAAACGUUCCUUCACCAGUUGGGCCAGUUAUCCUUCUCUACGGCGGCCGCAACCGAGCUGCUGACUUCUUUUUCCAAGAAGAGUGGAACAAACUGAAGGAAACGCUUGACCUUACCGUUUUCACGGCGUUUUCUAGGGAUCAAAAGCACAAGUUCUAUGUUCAGGAUGCCAUCCGGCAAAACAAAGAUGCGUUCUUCAGGGUGUUGCAUGAUAUGCAAGGGGCGGUCUUCAUCUGUGGGUCGUCUGGCCGGAUGCCGCAGGCGGUGAGAGAAGCACUAAUUGAGACUUUUGAGACGCGUGGGAGCAGUCGAGAGGAGGCGGAAAAGUAUCUUAUAGAUAUGGAGAGGGUUGGACGGUAUAAACAAGAAACAUGGUGA